AUGUCUCUCCAACACUUCGAUGGUUUGGAAAUUCCGGCUCCUGCUGAUUUUCAUGUUCAUCUUCGCGAUGGACCUAUGAUGGAGCUGGUUACACCGACUAUCAGACAGGGAGGUGUCAACACCGUCUUCGUCAUGCCCAACCUGGUACCUCCAAUCACCACCGUUAAACACGCCUUGGACUACAAGAAGAGACUUGAAGCCAUUGAGCCAAAUGUCAACUUCCUCAUGUCUUUGUACCUGCACCCCGACAUCACUCCCGAAGUGGUCAAGGAGGCUGCUUCCGCAGGUGUUACGGGCAUCAAGUCCUACCCAGCCGGCGUGACUACAAACAGUAGUGCUGGUGUCGUCAGCUACGAGCCCUUCUAUCCUGUUUUCGAGGAGAUGGAGCGUCAGAACAUGGUUCUGAACCUGCACGGCGAAGUCCCCGGAUCCAAGGACAACGACAUUACCGUGUUGAGCGCCGAAGAGGCCUUCCUUCCCACGCUCAAGGACCUCCACAGGCGAUUCCCUAAGCUCAGAAUCAUCUUGGAACACUGUACCACCGCAGCUGCUAUCGAGGCAGUCAAGUCUUGCGGUCCCACCGUCUCGGCUACCAUUACUGCUCACCAUCUCUUCUUGAUUGUUGACGACUGGGCUGGUGACCCGCACUCAUUCUGCAAGCCUGUGGCCAAGACCCCCAAGGAUCGUGAAGCUCUGCUUAAGACUGUUGUUUCGGGCAACCAGAAGUUCUUCCUCGGCACCGACAGUGCUCCUCACCCCGCUAUCAACAAGCGUGGUGACAAGGUUGCAGCUGGUGUUUUCACGCAGCCUCAUGCAGUCGGGUAUGUGCUGUCUGCCUUGGAGCAGGGCAUUGAGCGCGGCGUUCUUAAGGCAGAUGAUGUCACCGAGGAGAAGCUCAAGGGAUUCCUUGGAUUGAAUGGUAGAAAGUUCUACGGAGCUGAAGACAAGAAGGGUGAGAAGGUCGUGUUGAGAAAGGACGCCGUCAAGGUGCAGAGUCUGCUGAAGAACGCUGAUGGCAGCGUCGAGGUUGUUCCUUUCAGACGCGAUCAAAAGAUCUGGAGCGCCGAGUGGAAGUAA
Messenger RNA from Aureobasidium melanogenum CBS 110374, 1077 nucleotides. RefSeq names its product Dihydroorotase. Gene Ontology annotation, molecular function: dihydroorotase activity. The transcript is spliced from 2 exons. Bases 1 to 1077 code for a protein of 358 amino acids. Gene Ontology annotation, cellular component: cytoplasm. Lineage: Eukaryota; Fungi; Ascomycota; Dothideomycetes; Dothideales; Saccotheciaceae. The record is from RefSeq and is a predicted model, not a curated record. Gene Ontology annotation, biological process: pyrimidine nucleotide biosynthetic process; 'de novo' pyrimidine nucleobase biosynthetic process.